Molecule: messenger RNA, 2843 nt
Organism: Gadus chalcogrammus (walleye pollock)
Lineage: Eukaryota; Metazoa; Chordata; Actinopteri; Gadiformes; Gadidae
Product: B-cell linker protein
Exons: 11
Coding region: 139-1023 (294 amino acids)
Biological process (GO): cell surface receptor protein tyrosine kinase signaling pathway; intracellular signal transduction
Source: RefSeq, a predicted model, not a curated record
AAAGCUAUAGACACCACAAGUGGUGACGUCUCAGAGUCUGUGCUAGUUUUUACACGGUACUUGGUUCCACUGUGCAGCUUGAUAUUAAUAAGGGGAUCUUAGAUACCUGCAACUUAAAGAGAUGCAGGUGGCGGUGAUAUGACCAUCCAGGUCUCCGCUGUGAUCAUGGAGGGCAGAACCAGAGGCACGGGGAGCAGGCAGCGGCUGACGCUCUGCAGAGCCACGGAGGAGCCCAAAUACCUGGAGACGGAUGGCUGGGAGGGGAACUCAGACAGCAUGAAUCACCUGUCAGCCAGGUCUACAAGCGUCGUCAGAAACAAUGACGUGCAUGGUCUGCAGAUACUAGAGGAGUUGAACGCGAGGAUUAUGCACUUGUCCCGUGGAGUUGUGUUUAACCCUCUGGUGAAUCCCCACGCAGCCCCGGCUGUGAACAGAGACCUCAAGCCUGGCAGGAGGGACACCUCGUUGGGUCAUAUGGAGGAAGUCAAGCACACGCUGCCUGAGGAGCAAAAGGAGCAGCUCAUAGAGGUUCCACAAAGGUCCUCUGGAUCCAUGCUACCCAAGGACCUGGUUCACCACAUCGCUGCACUGAAUCUUCACAGAGCCUCCAGGCGACGAUCAUCAAACGCACCAAGAGGGCUCCUUCAUGGAGAUGAAUGGUAUUCCGGUGCGUGUGACAGAGCCGAGGCAGAGCAUGCCCUCCACCUCGUGAACAAGGACGGGGCGUUCCUGGUGAGGGACUGCUCCAGGGGGACCCACAGUGCACCGUUUGUCCUGGCUGUGUACCAUGAGAAGAAAGUCUACAACAUCAAAAUACGGUUUAUUGAACACAAAAACAAGUAUGCCCUGGGAACAGGACAUAGGGAAAACGACUUGUUCGACACUGUUGAAGACAUCAUCAAAUUUCAUUCCACUUUCCCAAUAGUACUCAUCAACUUGACUACACGAACAACCCAAUCCCCACCCAACUGCAUCUUAACAAACCUGAUCACUAGAGAGGACAUCAACAGGCUACUUCAAUAGCACUGCCCUCUUGUGAUUUAUUUGUUCUCACUCUUGAUGUAUCAAGGCCAUAACUGUUGCAUUCCAUGUGCACCCUGUAUGAUUUCUGCUCAUGCAAUCUGUAAAUAACUUAUUACAAUUUUCUUACUUACAAGUCUUGUUCCCACCCAAUACGUUCCUUUCAUUUUUGUAAGGUUCAGUCCCACUAUUAUUUACUAUUUAGGUAGCCUUUUAUAUGUGAAAUAUGCUGAAUCAAAAUAAUAAAAUCAGACGUAUUUUGAUGAGGUCUGGAAGUACAAUGGGAUCAUGGGAGUCGUUUUCACCACCAUUGCCCGUGAAAAUCGAUCUGAUGUUACUCAGGCAGAAAUCUUGUUCACGUUCAUGUAUUCAAGUUUAAUUCACGUUAUGUUUAGUCACGUUAUGUCAUUUCAUUCUAAUGAAAUUGCAGCAUAUAACAUAACCUCCACUUUGUAACCUAGCAUUAGAUGAGUCGACUACCCAAACAACUCUAGAUAAUGUUAUUUGGGAAAUUCCAUCAUGGGGUAGCCAAGCCCUGUUAUUCAAGUUCAAAUCAAUACAAAACAUUACUUUAUCAGCAUAUUGAAAGUUGUUGUUACUUACACGUUACAAUAUUUCCCACGUCGUUUGAUUCUAUUUGUAGGCUCCUGGUCGCUGAGGAGGGGUAGAAAGUGUAAUUCUUUUGUUGAAGAAAUGGAUAUUGGAUACUGGAUAUUCAACAGAUAUUCCAGCUCUGAAUCACAGAAUCAUGCGGUAAAGAUGUGAUAAGAGUCCCGUCUGUCCAGCGGUGUGUACCUGCCCAGGAGGCGGAAGGGCAGAAGCACUCCACUCCUACAAAAAAAACAUACUCUUACCUAAACCUAAUAGCAUAUAUUGUAAAUGGAUAGCGCUUUUCUAACCAGUGGCCACUCAAAGCAUUACAAUAUUGCCAAACAUUCACCCACUCAUGCAAACAUAUGCACACCGACGGCGAUGAAAACCAUGCAAGGCGACAGCUAGCUUGUCUGGAGCAGUUAGGGUGAGGUGCCUUGCCUAGGGACACCUCGACACAUUACUUGCCGCAUAAUAAUAAAUAAGGUCUCUACCGGAUUACUGUUUUUGUGUGUUUCCCCGGAAGUUAGGAAACACACACGACUUAGUUGUCGUGCGACCAAAUGUAAUGGAUCUUAUGGUGCGUUCACAUCCCUGGAAAUUUUGGGUAAAACAUUUUCGUGCCGUCGGAAAGUUCUCGUGGACGACGCCUCACGACGCUCUUCUGAUUCUACUUCCGUUCGGCAACUGGGGCCAGAUUUGGAUAACAGAGUUGCCCAGUUGGUGACGUAUGGUUUACUAGUGACGCGCAUGAACAUGGCGGAACAUGAACGUUUUACUCAAUAUAGAAGAAUCAACCAUCAUAUCACAUACUUUACUAUUGAUUGACGUUGUAACCGUCCGUUGGCAUCGAUUUUGCUCAGUUUUAAACGUUGUGUACUGGUUUAGAACUUUAUUGGUCCUCAUGAAAAAUAACAUAAUGGGUAACACUGUUGUUUUUUAUCGAUCGUCAUGAAAAAAAACAAGGGGUAACACUGUCGUUUUUUAUUAGUCGUCAUGAAAAAAAACAUAAGGGGUAACACUGUCGUUUUUUAUUGGUCGUCAUGAAAAAAAACAUAAGGGGUAACAAUGUCGUUUUUUAUUGGUCGUCAUGAAAAAAAACAUAAGGGGUAACACCGUCGUUUUUUAUCGGUCGUCAUGAAAAAGAACAUAAGGGGUAACACUGUCGUUUUUUAUCGGUCGUAAUGAAAAAAAACAUAAGGGGUAACACUGUCGUUUUUUAUCGGUCGUCA